AUGGCGAUGAUGAUGACUGGCCGUGUGCUGCUGGUGUGUGCCCUCUGCGUGCUGUGGUGCGGUACUUCUGGAGCUGCUGCUGAUGGAGAUGUUGUUGUUUCUGGUGGGGACGACAACAGUCUGAAAGAAUUAUUUAUUCCAGUUGCGAGAUUGCAGGAAAGACAAGAACAAAGAGCAGCAGGAGCAACAGCUGACGCAAAGGCAGCAGCAGAAGCAGCAGAAACAGCGGUCGCAAAAGCAACAGUAGCAAAAGCAGCAGCAGAAGCAGCAGCAGCAGAAGCAGUAAAGGUGGCAGCAGAAGCAGCAAAGGCAGCAGCAGCGACACAAGAAGCAGCAACAGCAGCAACAGCAGCAGCAGAAGCAGCAACAGCAGCAAAAGCAGCAGCAGAAGCAGCAACAGCAGCAGAAGCAGUAGCAGAAGCAGCAGAAGAAGCAAAAGCAGCAGCAGAAGAAGCAAAAGCAGCAGCAGAAAAAGCAAAAGCAGCAGCAGAAAAAGCAAAAGAAGAAGCAGAAAAAGCAACAGAAGAAGAAAAAGCAAAAGCAGCAACAGCAAAAGCAGCAGCAGAGGCAGCAGCAGCAAAAGCAGCAGAAGCAGCAGCAGAAGCAGCAAAAGCAACAGCAGCAGCUGAAAAAGCAGCAGAAACAGCAGCCGCUGAAGCAGUGGCGGCAGAAGCAGCUGCUUUUGCAGCUGCAGAAGCAGCAGAAGCAAAAGCAAAAGAAGCAGCAGAAAAAGCAAAAGAAGAAGCAGAAAAAGCAACAGAAGAAGAAAAAGCAAAAGCAGCAACAGCAAAAACAGCAGCAGAGGCAGCAGCAGCGGAAUCACUGCGAGUUACAACAGUCGGAGAAGAGGAAGUAAAAACAGCAAUACAUGAUCAGGAUAAUUCAGUCGUACACCAUUCUGGAGAAAAACAAGAGCUUCUACAAGAACAAGAACCUGAACCACAAGAAAAAGAACAGCAUGAAAAGCGGCAACACCAACAGCGUGAACAUUCCGCAGGAAAUGGCGACGAAGCCGCGAACGACAAUACUGCUAAUGGUACAAAUGCAACUGCAAUUAAGGACGACAGUGACGGCAGCACCGCGGUCCCCCACACCACCUCCCCUCUUUUGCUUUUUGUUGCGUUUGCGGCUGCGGCUGCGGUGGUGGCCGCGUGA
This is a messenger RNA of Trypanosoma cruzi, 1155 nucleotides long. Its product is annotated as mucin-associated surface protein (MASP), putative. Bases 1 to 1155 code for a protein of 384 amino acids. The transcript has a single exon. Lineage: Eukaryota; Euglenozoa; Kinetoplastea; Trypanosomatida; Trypanosomatidae. The record is from RefSeq and is a predicted model, not a curated record.